This is a messenger RNA of Varanus komodoensis (Komodo dragon), 1005 nucleotides long. RefSeq names its product programmed cell death 6 (gene PDCD6). The record is from RefSeq and is a predicted model, not a curated record. NCBI's taxonomy places the organism in Eukaryota, Metazoa, Chordata, Lepidosauria, Squamata, Varanidae. The transcript is spliced from 6 exons. Gene Ontology annotation, molecular function: calcium ion binding. Bases 233 to 760 code for a protein of 175 amino acids.
CCGCCCUUCUCUCCUUCCGCGGAGCUGAAGGGUUUCGUCAGAGGAACUGUACGUCCGUUCGUAGGGCUCGGUGCGCCGGAAUUUGCGUUAAGGAAGCUGGAGGAAGAGGCUGCGCUUUUCGUUUCCGUUCGCCACGGCCGCAGUCGGAACCCGGAACUUCGGACUUCUUGGUUAGCGAGCCGGGGUGUGGUUGGAUUCCCGCGCUGUUCGCGCCGCGGGGUCGGUGUGGGCCAUGGCGGCGAUGGGGAUGCCUGACGCGAACUUCUUGUGGGGAGUCUUUCAAAGGGUUGAUAAGGACCGCAGCGGGGUUAUCUCGGACAGCGAGCUCCAACAUGCGCUCUCCAACGGAACAUGGACUCCAUUUAAUCCAGCAACAGUUAGAUCUAUUUUAUCUAUGUUUGAUAGAGACAACAAAGGAGGCGUGAACUUCAAUGAAUUCACAGGGGUCUGGAAAUACAUCUCUGACUGGCAGAAUGUUUUUCGCACGUAUGACAGAGAUAAUUCUGGAAUGAUUGACAAACAGGAACUAAAGCAAGCACUAACAGGUUUUGGUUAUCGACUUUCUGACCAAUUCUAUGACCUCCUUAUUCAGAAGUUUGACAGACAAAGAAGAGGACAAGUGGCUUUUGAUGAUUUCAUUCAAUGCUGUGUUGUCCUGCAGAAAUGGACGGAUGUCUUCAGACGCUAUGAUACUGAUCAAGAUGGCUGGAUCCAAGUGUCUUAUGAACAGUACCUUUCCAUGGUUUUCAGUAUUGUAUGACAUUAAACAAUGGACUACAGUUGCCAAUUUAUAAAUGAGGUUGAGAACCAUCUUACAUUUACAGAAUCUACUAACUAUGGCCAUAGCAGCAGCUGCUACAGAAUUCAAUACUGCAUUGUGUAUAUUAGGUUGCUGGCAAUAUGUGAAAUUUAAAUGCCAUAUAGAAAUAACACUCAUUCAGAUUUAUACUCUUGCAUGUGCCUUAUUUUUUUUUUUACUGAGAAUAUAAAAAAAGCAAGCUACAA